Molecule: messenger RNA, 510 nt
Organism: Quercus robur (English oak)
Lineage: Eukaryota; Viridiplantae; Streptophyta; Magnoliopsida; Fagales; Fagaceae
Product: secreted RxLR effector protein 161-like
Exons: 1
Coding region: 1-510 (169 amino acids)
Source: RefSeq, a predicted model, not a curated record
AUGAGUAUGGUGGGGGAACUUACAUUUUUAUUGGGUCUUCAAGUUAAACAAAGGAAGGAUGGUAUAUUCAUCUCUCAAGAAAAAUAUGCUAGAAAUCUUGUCAAGAAGUUUGGACUAGAUUCCAAAAAGCAUGCCUCCACUCCCAUGAGUUCAUCUACCAAGCUUAGUCUUGAUUCUUCCAGGAUAGAAGUAAGUCCAACUUUAUAUAGGAGCAUCAUAGGAAGUCUCCUACAUCUCACUGCAAGCAGGCCGGACAUUGCGUUUAGUGUGGGAGUAUGUGCUCAUUAUCAAGCAGCUCCAAAGGAGUCUCACUUGACAGCUAUGAAGAGAAUCAUACGUUAUACUAAUGGCACUCUCGAGUAUGGUCUAUGGUACUCAAAAGACUCUAAUGAUUGUCUAGCCGGUUACUCGGAUGCAAAUUGGCGAAGAAGUGUUAAUGACCGAAAAAGCACUUCAGGCGAAUGUUUCUAUCUUGGAAACAAUCUUGUAUCAUGGAUGAGUAAGAAGUAG